UCACAUAACUAGGUUUCUACCCAUAUGCCAAUUUACCCAAAGAAGUAAAAAUCCAUAGUUACUUUCACCAUUAUCCAUAUGAUAAGCGCGCAUGCGAAGAUUAUGAGCCAGAAGAUUAUGAGAUUACGAGCACAGUCGAUUUUAAAAUGUUGCUGAUAAAGGGUUUCAUGUUUUGCAUUGCUUUAGCCAUUGCUACAGCAGAUUACACAUGUUUUCCAAAAUCCGAAGGUGAAUGUUUGCAAGCAUGGGCGAACGAGCAUUCUACAAAAGACUUUUGUGAUAAUCAGAUAGCCAUGGCAAAAUGCAAAGUUAAGGCUGCCAAAGAUUGCAAAACAGGAUUUGAAGACGAUGCAACUGUAGCACAGUGGAUGUUGGCGGAAGCUUGCACGGAAGGAACAUCCUCUUAUAAAGCAAUACGAAGAAAUAACAGCUGUGGAAUAAAGGUUUUGAAUCCCAACAGCGGAUGUUAUGAAAACUAUGAGAAGGAUUUGAAAAAAUUUGAUCGAAGUCCUGAUUUCCUCGAAAUUGCCAGUAUCACUUGCAGACAUCUUGAUGACAUCACUAACUGUUUGUAUAAAAAGGCUGAGAGAUGUGAUUUUGAAGCAAAACUUGCCAUUCGUUCGAUUGUAAGAUCAGAUAAAAAGAUCUAUGAUCAAGUUUGUGCUGCAUUUCCGUCAUUUUAAAGUGUGUAUCUGCUGAUAUUUCGAAUAAAUACUUAAAUAAACAGCGUCA
Messenger RNA from Parasteatoda tepidariorum (common house spider), 732 nucleotides. RefSeq lists its product as uncharacterized. NCBI's taxonomy places the organism in Eukaryota, Metazoa, Arthropoda, Arachnida, Araneae, Theridiidae. The record is from RefSeq and is a predicted model, not a curated record.